Morone saxatilis (striped sea-bass) is the source of this 1784-nucleotide messenger RNA. RefSeq names its product procollagen C-endopeptidase enhancer b (gene pcolceb). NCBI's taxonomy places the organism in Eukaryota, Metazoa, Chordata, Actinopteri, Moronidae. The record is from RefSeq and is a predicted model, not a curated record. Gene Ontology annotation, molecular function: protein binding. The transcript has 9 exons. Bases 4 to 1761 code for a protein of 585 amino acids.
AGGAUGGAGGACAGGGUGUGGACUGUGUGCCUUCUUGUCACUCUGACACUGGGAUGGACCGAGGCUCAGAGUCAGACCAACUACACAAGGCCCAUCUUCCACUGUGGAGGCCACCUGGUCACAGACUCGGAUAUCGUGGCCAGUGAAGGAUUCCCCAGUCACUACAAACCCAACAGUAAAUGCAUCUGGUACAUCACUGUCCCAGAGGGUCAUGUGGUCAUGCUGUCUUUCCGUCUCUUCGACAUGGAGGCGGACCCCACCUGCCGGUACGACUACCUGGAUGUCUACAACGGUCACUCCCGCUUGGUGCAGAAGCUGGGUCGUUUCUGCGGGACGUUCCGGCCCGGCGCCCUCAUCUCCACCUCCAACACCAUGAUGCUGGAGAUGGUGUCAGACGACGCCACUGGAGGAAGAGGCUUUCUGGCUUCCUUCAGCGCAGGGAAGCCACAUAUGGAAGGUAACCAGUUCUGUGGAGGACGGCUGACCAAAGAGCAGGGCUCUGUCAAGACGCCCAACUGGCCCAACUCUAAUUACCCAGCAGGCAUCAGCUGCUCCUGGCACAUCUCUGUAGAACCAAGCAAUGUGAUCGAGGUGAAGUUUGUGAAGCUGGAUUUGGAGCCUGACACAUAUUGCCGCUACGACUAUGUGGCGCUGUUUAAUGGGGGAGAGAGGGAUAACUCGCGGCGGAUUGGGAAAUUCUGCGGAGACAGGGCACCAGGAACAAUAGUGACAAAUGGGAACGAGCUUCUUGUCCAGUUUGUCUCCGACCUCAGCGUGACCUCAGAUGGCUUCAUGGCCUACUACUCCAGCGUGCCUGGUGGGUCUCGGACGCCGACUACCGGCGGAGACUUCAUCCAUGGACCUCAAACCACCUCAAUGCCACAAAAAACGGGCAUGAAGCCAAGCAAACCCACCAAACCGCCCCUUAAACCUAGACCGAUUCCUAAACCGAGACCAACCCCCAAACCUAGACCUGGCCUCCAACCUAAACCCACCCCAAAACCAGCAAAAAAACCACUGGUGAAGAUACCCCUGAAACCUCCACCACCACGCAAACCCAUCGUCAAGCCCACAAUGAAACCCAAACCAGCCAGACCCACACCUAAAGCACCUGUGAAAAAGCCUGCGCCUAAACCUGGAGCUAAACCUACACCCAAACCUAAGAUUAUUAAACCAACACUCAAACCAAGCAUCAAGGCUAAACCCACACGUAAGCCUUUCCUGAAGACCAAGCCCACCUUAAAACCUGGUGUCAAGCCAGUAAAGCCAAACCCCAAGAGUGCAGUUAAACCAACAGUCAAACCAAAGAUUAAGCCUAAAGCGACUUUAAAACCUGUAGUAAGCAAGACAGUGACGAAGAAGCCUGUGAGCAAGAAACCUUUACCACUGAACCCACUGUGUACACAAGCCUGUAAGAGGACAGGAACUCUCCAAUCAAGCUUCUGCCCUCAUGAAUUCGUGAUUACGGGUAAGAUUACAUCUUUGGCCCCUGGUCCGAGUGGCUCAGCGACAGUUGAAGUGUCCCUAAUCAAGGCCUAUAAGCCAGGACGCCUGAACAUCACCAAAUCAGGGCCCAUCAUGUCGGUCAUACUGACCUCCACAUGCAAGAAGUGUCCUGGGCUAACCAAAGGUCAGAACUAUGUAUUGAUGGGAAAAGUCGACGCACAGGGCAACGGCCUUAUCAGCCCCUCCAGCUUCACUCUCCUCUAUAAGCCCAUCCAUGCCAAAGCGCUGGCCAACCUCUCACGUAAAUCGUGCUGACAUCAUAGCCCAGCCUACCAAUC